CGACUACCAUUUAUAUAUCUUUCUCGCAAACCUAUCUAGGAACACCUCUGCAUUACUCCAAAAACACUAUCAUCAUCAUCAACAAAACAGUGAGAGCCAAACCAGGUGAGUGAGUUAGGAUCCCAAUGGGCAACAGUUUGGGAAGCAAAAAGAAAGCAAAGGUUCUGCAAAUUAGUGGGGAGACAUUGAAGUUGAAGACGCCGGUCCAAGCAGGUGAGGUAGUGAAGGACUACCCUGGUCACGUUUUGCUUAAAUCCCAAGAGGUAAAGCAUUUGGGGAUCCGAGCAAAGCCUUUGGAGCCACACCAACACCUUGAGGCCAAGGGAGUCUACUUCCUUGUGGAGUUGCCAAAGGCUAGUAGUAAUAGUGACAAUCCAAAAGAGAGAGUUCCGAGGAGAGUCCGGUCCGGAAUACACAUGACUGCCAAGGACAGGCUUGAGAGUUUAAUGCUGUCUCGGAGGUCGGUUUCCGACCUCUCCACCAUGAAAUCGAUACCCGAGAAAUCGCAAGAUGGGCCGGUGCGCGUGAGGAUGAGGCUUCCCAAGGCUCAAGUUGAGAUGCUCAUGCAGCAGAGCAGAGAUGAGGAAGAGGCAGCAGAGAAGAUUAUGGAUCUGUACAUGGUUAAUGCCAACAUUGGUGGUGAGACCAAUGAGAAGGAUGGUCAUGGAAGAGUGGUUAGACAAGGCACCAAGACGCGUGAGAAGCGAGUGAGCUUCCGACCGGUCGAUGAAGGAGAAAUACAAAUAGCUGUGGCUUCUUAACGAGUAGAGGGCAGCCGGUAAUGGAAAUAUUUGUGGUGGUCCAGACUUGAAGGCUCUACUGUCUAUAGUCUCUUUCAGUCUGCCCAGUUUCCGAUCAACCAACUUAUGUGAUCAAGGGUUAAUUACGUUAGACUGAUGUAGAAUGAGUUCUUGUAGUCAUAUGGUGAAGAACUUCUUUUGUUCUUGAUCCAUAUGAAUGUGUCAAUGAACCCAAAUAUACAGUUUUGAUAAAGUUGAAUUAUAAGAUUAAA
Molecule: messenger RNA, 1012 nt
Organism: Rosa rugosa (rugosa rose)
Lineage: Eukaryota; Viridiplantae; Streptophyta; Magnoliopsida; Rosales; Rosaceae
Exons: 2
Coding region: 126-761 (211 amino acids)
Source: RefSeq, a predicted model, not a curated record